Molecule: messenger RNA, 1353 nt
Organism: Penicillium daleae
Lineage: Eukaryota; Fungi; Ascomycota; Eurotiomycetes; Eurotiales; Aspergillaceae
Exons: 3
Coding region: 1-1353 (450 amino acids)
Biological process (GO): transmembrane transport
Cellular component (GO): fungal-type vacuole membrane
Molecular function (GO): transmembrane transporter activity
Source: RefSeq, a predicted model, not a curated record
AUGUCAACACUGUCAAUCAACGAAGCUGGUAGGAGCUCCGUUUCUGCUGAGCGGGCAGAAUCAUCUCCAGUUACUGGAUAUAUCGACAAUGAGGACCAUGGGCUGGCUCAUCAGGGUAUUGACACGUCAAGUGGUUUUCGAAUGCCUAUUAGGAUUCUUGGUGCUUUCUUUGUUUUCUUCAAUGGGACUUACAUUUGCUUUUGGGUCCUUCCAAAGCUUUUAUGCGCUGGAGUACAUUCGAUCUUCUACCUCAUCCAACAUAUCAUGGGUCGAUUAUUUGACCUUGGCUACUAUCGUACGCUCUUGAUAACUGGCAGCUGCCUGGCUACCUGCGGUACCAUCAGUCUUAGCUUCUCCCGCGAAUACGUCGCCAUAAUCCUUAGUCAGGGAGUUUGCACAGGGCUUGGAUUUGGCCUACUCUACGUUCCCACAAUUUCCUUCAUCAACAAAUGUUUCCCUCAAAAGCGUGCGCUAGCCCUUGGCAUUGCCACGAGUGGAGCGCCCGCGGGUGGGAUUGUAUACACAACAAUCUUCAAUCAACUUAUCACAAAGAUCCAAUUUGCCUGGACCGUCCGCGUCUUAGGGUUGGUGAUGUGCCUUCUUUUUCUCGCUGCUAGUGCGAUCCUUCUUCCCACGAGUCCAAGGAGAAAACAUUCGAGAUCUACUGAAAAAAUGAAGGUUAUUGACCUAAGAGCACUCAAAGAUAUUCCGUUUUGGAGUUAUACACUUGCGAACUUCUUUCUCUACCUUGGCUAUAUUACGCCAUACUUCUACAUUCCGACGUAUGCGCAAACGAGACUACAUACAACUUCUGUCUUUGCUUCCAAUAUUCUAAUAAUCACGCAAGUAUCUUCAAUCAUUGGCCGGGUUGCCACCACAAUUAUCGCUCACCACUUUGGAUCAAUGAUGCCUUGGAUAUUUUGCGGCACGUUGUCGGGUGUUUUGUGCCUUUGUUGGACGACUGCAGACACAUCCCUGCGCUUUAUUGCUUUUUCAGCGUUUUACGGUGAGUUCAUAUUGCUAAAGCUGGUAAUAUAUCUUUUACUGAAUCGUCCAGGUGGAGUUUCAGGUGCACUGAUUCCCCUACCACAAAGCGUUUUCCCACAUAUUUGCCCUAAUCAAGCAGUCCUUGGAACCUGGCUUGGCAUGGCGCAGAGUAUGGGAAGUUUUGCAUCGCUUUUGGGGCCACCGGUCGCAGGCUUGUUGGGGUCACUUCAGGGACACAAUAAUAGCAAGAUCAGCUUCACAAAUAUUCAGGAUUUCAGCGGCAGUGUCAUGAUAUUUGGGGCGAUACAGCUCGUUGGACUGUGGUACCUCCUGUGCAAAAAGAGAAAUAAGCCCAGGAUUUUCUAG